AUGGCUAAAGACAAAACUUACGCGACUUCCUAUAAACAGAACAUUCAGGGUAUGAUUGACAAAGGAUACGCGGAGCUUUGCUCUGGACCACCAACUGGUAACAUCACGUGGUACCUCCCGCAUUUUGGGGUCGUACACCCACACAAAAGGAAGUUACGUGUGGUGCACGAUGCGGCAGCGAAAUGUAACGGGGUGAGCCUGAACUCUAUGCUAUUAUCAGGUCCAGACUUGCUGCAACCCCUGCUUGCUAUUGUCAUGAGAUUCAGAGAAGUGCUGAAAUGGUUACGUGGCGACGCCUGCACAUUUAAGCCAUUCGUGUCCUUUCGUGUAGCCGAGAUCUCGGAUCUUACUGAUGUACAGUCUUGGAGAUAUGUUCCUAGUGGCUUAAAUGUUGCUGACGACGCCACGCGCGAUACAGCGGAGUUCUCUCUACAUUCACAGCUUGAUUGUGUUAACGCAGGACGCCCCGUUUCUAGAUUAAGUAAACUUAAGAACGUGUCCUUGCUCGUCUGUAACGGUCUUCUACGGUUAUCCGGUCGCACAUCCGCUUCAGAUGCCAUUGAGUCCCGCCCAAUUGUCCAUGAUGGAAAGCAUCAGAUAACAAGACUGUUGAUUCAUGACUACCAUAUACGAUACGCUCACGCAAACAAUGAACUCGUCGUCAACGAAAUGCGCCAGAAGUUCUACAUCAUCGGCCUGAGAUCUGCCGUCAAACAAGUUGCUUCAAGAUGUCAGCGUUGCAGAGUAUGGAAGGCUAGACCUGUGCCGCCGCCCAUUGGCGACUUACCAGACGUGCGGAUGGCCAUCUAUGAGCGCCCAUUCUCCUACGUCGGUUUGGACUAUUUUGGCCCUCUCAAUGUCACGAUCGGCCGGAAGCAUGCGAAAAGAUGGGUCGCGCUCUUUACCUGUAUGACUGUCCGAGCAGUUCACCUGGAAAUCGUCGAUAACCUGUCAGCGGACUCUGCGAUAAUGGCCCUACGCCGCUUCAUAUCUCGUCGAGGCUGCCCGAUUUGCAUCUAUUCUGACAAUGGGACGGCUUUCGUUGGGGCCUCUAAGAUGUUAGCGGAAGUCUAUGAGUUCGCGACCACCAAGCGGAUACAGUGGAAAUUUAUCCCGCCGUCGGCUCCUUUCAUGGGUGGAUGCUGGGAGAGAUUGGUACGGAACGUCAAGUCUGCGCUAUCCGCAACCUUGAAAGAACAGUCACCCAGAGAAGAGACACUCCACACCCUACUCCUUGAAGCAGAGGCUAUAGUUAACUCUAGGCCGCUGACUCACGUGUCAACGGAACCCGAUGCAGAGGAGGCGCUUACGCCGUUUACGUUCCUUAUCGGCACCCCUUCGUACGAUCUGCAAACACGGCCGUUCGACGACACCGAUCUGUCCAGCCGGGCACAGUGGCGGAAGGCACAGCGUCUGGCCGACCAUUUUUGGCAGCGCUUCACCAAAGAAUACCUGCCCAGCCUAGUCCCUCGCCGCUCUUCACCGACGGCUUCCGCGAGCUUCAUCAUUGGCGAUCUGGUGGUCAUAGUGGACGGAACUCUACCCAGGCGUUGCUGGCCACGUGGCCGCAUCGUUGCUACUUACCCCGGCAAGGAUCGGAUAGUUAGGGUAGUGGAUGUUCAAACUAAAGGGGGUGUCCUGCGUAGGCCCGUAAAAAAAUUGGCCAAGCUGGUCGUUUCACCCUAA
Messenger RNA from Ostrinia nubilalis (European corn borer), 1686 nucleotides. RefSeq lists its product as uncharacterized. The record is from RefSeq and is a predicted model, not a curated record. NCBI's taxonomy places the organism in Eukaryota, Metazoa, Arthropoda, Insecta, Lepidoptera, Crambidae. The coding region runs from base 1 to 1686 and encodes 561 amino acids. Gene Ontology annotation, biological process: DNA integration. The transcript has 3 exons. Gene Ontology annotation, molecular function: nucleic acid binding.